This is a messenger RNA of Synchiropus splendidus (mandarinfish), 7624 nucleotides long. Its product is annotated as nardilysin-like. The transcript has 32 exons. The record is from RefSeq and is a predicted model, not a curated record. Gene Ontology annotation, molecular function: metal ion binding; metalloendopeptidase activity. Lineage: Eukaryota; Metazoa; Chordata; Actinopteri; Syngnathiformes; Callionymidae. The coding region runs from base 326 to 3658 and encodes 1110 amino acids. Gene Ontology annotation, biological process: proteolysis.
CCAAUCACAGUCUGUGUUUUCUUUCCCGCUUAUUACCUGGAACGAAAUUGCUGCACUAACGUUGUCAUUCUGUCAAAACUCACGUGAGCUAUUCUCCCAACUGUCACCGAAGACGAUUUAAAAAAAUGUUGACAGACUUUUUUUUUUUUUUUAAACGAGUCACUCGGGUUGCCGGGCGUGUUUCCAAGUAGUCCAUGUCAUUCCGAGCUGGAUUACUAAGCUCAUUAUGGCGCCUGUUCAGUGAGCUUCCACAGUUUUCCUGCACCUUCAUCCCCUGAAAGCUUCACUUUAUUUCCAAAUAAAACGAUUUUGCUCACUGUAUGUGAUGCCUCAGACCAACAAGUCAGCAGUUGCUCCACAUAAUGGAGGGCAAGUAUUUGCCCAGGAACAGGGACUACUGUCUGCAGAUGUCCUGAAGCACCUGACCGCUGGUGAAGGAGAUGAGGUGGAUACGGAGGCUGCAGGAGACCCAGAUAUCGUCAAAUCACCAAAUGAUCCAAAGACGUACAGGUACAUUGAGCUUAGCAACGGCCUGCGAGCACUACUCAUCUCCGACUUCAGCAACCUGGACAGAAAGACAUGCAGCAGUGAUGGAGAUGACACACUAGAGAUGGCUGUGGAAGGGGACCAGGUAGAAGAUCCUGACGAAGGUUCUGAAGUAGACGAGCAGAGCGAUAACUUGGAUGAGGUGGAUGAAGAGAGCAAAGAUAGGAGGAAGAAGAGAGGAUCAGAGAAACUGGCUGCUGCUGCACUCUGCAUCGGUGUCGGGAGCUUCAGUGACCCAGACGGGCUUCCGGGUCUUGCCCACCUUCUAGAACACAUGGUGUUCAUGGGCAGUGAGAAGUAUCCAGUAGAGAAUGGUUUUGACGCAUUCCUGAAGAAACACAGCGGGUAUGACAAUGCCUCCACAGACUGUGAGAGGACAGUCUUCGAGUUCGACGUGCAGAGGAGAUACUUUAGGGCGGCACUGGACAGAUGGGCUCAGUUCUUCAUUUGCCCUCUGAUGAUUGAAGAUGCUGUUGACCGCGAGGUGGAGGCUGUGGACAGUGAGUACCAGCUGGCAAAACCCUCCGACUGUCAUCGGAAAUGGAUGCUAUUUGGCAGUCUGGCCAAGGAGGGACACCCGAUGAGAAAGUUCAGUUGGGGUAAUGCUCAGACUCUGAAGCACGAGCCCAAGGAGAAGCAGAUCAACACCUACCAACAGCUCAGAGACUUCUGGAAGAGAUACUACUCUGCUCAUUUCAUGACGCUCGCCGUCCAGUCUGGAGAGACUUUGGACACGCUAGAGACUUGGGUGAGAGAAAUCUUCAGUCAAAUCCCCAACAACGGAGAAGCACUGCCUGACUUCUCCCACAUGCAGGAGCCCUUCGAGACACCGGCCUUCAACAAACUCUACAGAGUGGUUCCUGUCAAGAAGGUUCAUGCUCUGACUGUCAACUGGGCCGUGCCCCCUCAGGGAGCGCACUACAGAGUGAAGCCUCUCCAGUACAUCUCCAGGCUGAUCGGGCACGGAGGCACCGGUAGCAUCUUGUCUCUGCUCAGGAAGAAGUGUUGGGCUCUGGCUCUGUUCGGAGGGAACACAGAGGUGGGCUUUCAGCAGAACACCACCUACUCCAUCUUCUCCAUCUCCAUUACACUCACCGAUGAGGGAUUCCAGAACGUCUACCAGGUGGCGGAUUUGGUGUUCCAGUACCUGAAGAUGCUACAGACGUUGGGGCCUCAGCAGAGGGUCUAUGAGGAGUUCCAGCAGAUACAGUCCAACGAGUUCCACUACGAGGAGCAGAUAGACCCCAUCGAGUUUGUGCAACAGGUCUGUGAGAACAUGCAGCUGUUCUCCAAAGAAGACAUCCUGACUGGAGACCUGCUCGUGUUUGAAUACAAUCCUGAGGUCAUCCGUGCUGCUCUCUCCCUGCUGACUCCAGACCGGGCGAACCUGCUGCUGCUCUCACCGGAAAACGAAGGACUCUGCCCUCUGAAGGAGAAAUGGUUCGGCACCAGCUACAGUGUGGAAGAUAUUGAGGACCAGUGGACCCAACGGUGGGCUGGAGACUUUGAGGUGGACUCGGCUCUUCAUCUUCCAUCAGAGAACAAGUUCAUUGUUUUUCACAUCCAGUCUGGUUCUCUAGGAGGAGGAGAAGAAGAAGAUGCUGAGUUGAACCACCUUUCUCAGGCCACAGGGCAAGCAAGCGAUUUUUCCCUGAAGGCGUCUGACUGUCCAGACUCAGAGUUUCCCGUCAAGGUUUUUGAAGACGACCGUGGAUGUGUGUGGUACAAGAAGGACAACAAGUUCAAGAUUCCUAAAGCUCACAUUCGGUUCCACUUGAUUUCCCCGCUGAUCCAGCAAAGUCCAGAGAGCCUGGUGCUGUUCGACGUCUUUGUGAACAUUCUGGCCCACAACCUGGCAGCACCAGCCUAUGACGCGGAAGAGGCCCAGCUGGCGUACAAGCUGACGGCCAGACAGCACGGCCUGGAGAUCUGGCUCCGAGGCUUCAACAGCAAACUGCAGCUGCUCCUGAAGCUGAUCGUGGAUCACCUGGCGCAAUUCAACACGGACGCCGACGUCUUCAGGAUGUUCUCACAGCAGCUGAAGAAGUCCUACUUCAACACCCUCAUCAACCCAGAUCGGCUUGGAAAGGAUCUUCGCCUUCUGGUUCUGCAACACUGCCGCUGGUCCACCAUACAGAAGUAUCAUGCCAUCAUGAAGGGCCUGACGGUGGAUGGCCUCAUGGCCUUCGUCAGUAGGCUGAAGUCAGAGCUCUUUGUGGAGGGGUUGGUGCAGGGAAACGUCACCAGUGCGGAGUCCAAAGAGUUCCUGCAAUAUUUCCACCAACUGCAAUUCCGAAGCCUGACAACAGAGGUCCCUGUGUCGUUCCGGGUGGUGGAGCUGCCGCUCUCUCCUCACCUCUGUAGAGUCAAGUCUCUGCACAAGGGGGACGCCAACUCAGUGGUCACAGUCUACUACCAGUCGGGGCUGAAGACUCUGAGGGAGAACGCGCUGAUGGAGCUCAUGGUGAUGCACAUGCAGGAGCCGUGCUUCGAUUUCCUGAGGACCAAAGAGACACUCGGGUACACGGUGUACCCGUCCUGCAGGGAGACCUCAGGGAUUCUGGGAUUCUCCGUCACUGUGGAGACACAGGCCACCAAGUUCAGCACAGAGUUGGUGGACGCCAAGAUCGAGGAGUUCCUGCUCAGCUUCGGCGAGCGUCUGUCCGAGCUGACGGACGAGGCCUUCAGCACGCAGGUGAGCGCGCUUGUCGAGCUCAAGCAGUGCGAGGACGCGCAUCUAGGCGAGGAAGUGGACCGCAACUGGUUUGAGGUCAUAACCCAGCAGUACGUCUUUGACCGGCUCAGCAGAGAGAUCGCCGCUCUCAAGAGCUUCACCAAGGCAGAACUCAUCUCCUGGUUCUUGGAUCACCGUGGCGCCGCCAGCAGGAGGCUCAGUGUUCAUGUCGUAGGUUUUGGCGUGGAGGAGAACGACCCGCCGCAACAGAGCUCGAACUGCUCCGAUGACCACUCGUCCUCGGCGUAUGGCGAAGUCAGCAAACUGACCUUCCUGCCCACAUCCUCACCAGCACUCCAGCAUGCCACCCUGGUCACUGACAUAAGAACCUUCACCUCCUCGCUUCCUCUGCACCCGUACCACAAAAUCCUGGACUAGACUCAGCCAGACUGCAGCUCCACUUCUCAGGAGGCAAACUGACAUCUACACAAGUCAACUAGGGUCCACUGACAGUGUUUUUAAGUCAAAAGUUAAAAAUGUAAGCGAGUCACAGCCAAUCAUCUACAUUACGUCAUCAUGAAUGCAGUGCGCCACCUGGUGGACGCUCGGAGUAGAACCUGAAACAACACAUUUUUCAUCUCGACUCCUGAAGUUGAAAAUGAACUUCAAUCCUAAUAAUAUCAACAAGAAAAAUUCAUUUGGGAUUUAUUAUGACCAAACAGAACCAAACUCGCAGUAAAAUAUAAAGUGAUUAUUUUUCUCGUAUUUAAAAACAAGUGUGAAAACGCCGUCUGAGUGAAGCAACAGUAACGUGGUGGGCACAGACCUCCUCUCGUGCUAGUUCUUCUCUCACGACGUUGGAGUUUGAAGUGUUUCGGCACCAAAGAGAAUUUGCUUUCAGUCCUCAAUCUGGGAGACACAGGUCGUGUCACCGCCACUUGGUCACACGUGGAAACCGCGUCAGUCAUGAGACACAGCAUUUGCUCACAAUGACAGUGAGAGCACCAAGUCAGCUGUUUAAUAAAGUUGUGACUGUCAAAUGCAGCAGCUGAGGAGGAUAAAACCUUCUGGGUUAACUGUGUUCAGUGUUGGCUGCCUCCUAGUGGUCAAAGUGGUGAACAUCAGUCUGACGCACUGGUGAGCGCCAAGGCCCGUCUCAAUGAGUCCGGGCCGUCAUCGAGCAGACAAACCUAUGCUGCAAGUCUGUGGAGCAGCUGGUUGAAGUCCAGCUGGAGGGGUUUUGAACCAGCACACACUCUGGCUUGGCAGGGUCCGGCGAUGGGGCCUGCAGCCUGGAGAAGGAAACGGAGUGACCGUCGCUCCAGGUCCAGCGCUCAGCACCCCCAGAGAGUCCUGAGAUCAGAGUCCAGAUUACAGACCGGAACUUAGCAAUGUCACCGCUGCUGAAGACCUCACCGAUCCAGAACGGCUUUUUCUCCGCAAAUCUCCACAGCCACGUCAUGUCCCGUUUGGACCGCACACUGGUCAGGCUGCUGUUGAACCUGCAACCAAACAUGGCAGGUACAGAUGUUGUGACCACAGCAGGCAAAGCUGUUGCAGCAAUAGAAAGCGCUACACUCACAGCAGGGAGCACGUCCGCUGAGCGCUGGCCCAGCUGCCCAGGGACGAGCUCAGGAUGUAGCAGCGCCUCCUGUAGUGGGUCCAGCCGUCUGGACACAAGCUGCCCGACCCUCCACCCUGUGGACCGACAACAUGCUUAGUUACAUUAGCAGAUGGGAUCUCAUAGAACAUCUGGUUCUGGAGGACCUGAAGAAACUGAUGCAGCACUUGUAAAAGUAUUUCUACUCUGGUCACAAAUGUGACACAAGGGUGCUGUCCAACAACAAACUGACUCACACUCACGUUGCGAUGUCGCACCGCAGUGUGGUGCCACUGUUCUGUGGGGUCCCCUUGGGGGGCGUCUCCUGCCCGCAGCUCUUGACUGGACCAACUCCAUUCAGACCUGCUGGGCCUUACCUCCUCUAGCCGCAGGGGGGUGAGGCUGUGGAACUGUGAGGGGAACCAGCAGGACGGGUCAGAACAGACUGCUUCACAUGGCACUGACUUGAUGUCAGAAUCUCACCGUCCACACUCUGUCCUGUGACCUGGGCUCAGCCGACACCUGGACCUGGGAACAGACAGAUUCAUGGGAUGUUCAGGAGGUUGUGCUCACAUCAUAAGUGAGAGAGAAGCCUCCUGUUCCAAUGUAUAUAUAAACAAAGCUGGACGAAGUGUCAUUUUCAGGGCCCAGCAGAUGGAUGUAGGAUUUUUGUCCUGCCAUCAUUUUUAAACCAAGACCACCUACUAGGCUCUGAAAUUGAAGCUUCAUCAAACUUGACCAGAGUAUGAGUCAGACCUUCAAUCCGCCGGUUCUGGUUCUGUGCCCACCGACUCUCCACAACUGCCUGCUCUGAUGCUGGACCACUCCGCUGGCCGCCUGGUCCUGAGGCGCUCCCUCCACGUCGUCCAGGAAGGCGCGAUGGUUUGGGACAUCCCCGCGUGGAGAGUGAGGCUGGUUCUCCCACAUUAACUCGGCUUCGAUGUCCGUGACCCGGUCCUGCUCCUCUGGUCUGGAAGGGGCCGGGGGGCGUGGAGGAGGGUGACUCAGGUCGUCUUCCACCUUCAGGUCAUCAGGGUCACACAAUCCUGAUGAUGAUGGAGUGUCAUUUCUCUCCAACCCAGAAUGAGAACCCCCUCAUCUGGACCUGGGACUCACUCACCUCCUCGGGGGUCGAUGAUCUCCACGCUCGCAGAGCUUCUCUGUCCAAGGACGGCAUUCUUGGGCUGUUUCAGGGUCACGGUGAAGACCUCGUGGUUUUCCUCCAAUCCGUCAUCGAUCAGAUAAACGUUCCAGGUUUUUGCAUCGACGCCUGUCGUGACAGUGAACGGCAGGAUCACCUUGAGAACUUAAAAACUCACAGUGACUUUGAAACACUUGAGCUGUCGUACCUGGAUCAAACUGGAUCAGAGAGGCUGAGCUGUGAGUGAAGUCCCUGUGGGGCUUUGCUGAGCCUUCUUCCACCUGCAGGAGAGUCACUGUCUUACAGUUUAUCUCAGAGAAAUACUAAGUGUCAAGGCCUGUCUUCCAAAUCUUUGAGUUUCUUUAGCUCAGAAACUGAACAGAAGAAAAUUUUCGCAGAGCUCUCCUCAGCAAAUUCUGUCAUGUACCUGAAUUGCGACGUAAGCCGGGUCCAGGCUUUUCCCACUGCGUUGGAUUUGGAUCUGAAGAGUUCCUGAUGUCUCGCAUGUCCGGUAGCAGGUGGCUGACAACUCCACUCGAGACCAGGACAGUUCCAGACUACAAGGAGGAACACGGAUUUAGCACACCACUUGUGUUUCAAAAAACUUCAGAGAAAACUUUAAACCUGUUCAAAAACCUCUUGGUCCCAUUGAAGUUACUCCUCGUUCCAACAGUAUUGCUUUUCAUUGUACUUGAAAGUCAUGAGAACUAGUCUGUUAUUUUGACUGAUGUUUUUUUUUUUUUUUGUUUUUUGUUUUACUUAUGAAAUACCAAUUCACAGAGAUAUAUAUAUAUAUAGAUGAGAUUGUGCUGAAAAGGUGAACCCCCAAACAUGGCCAGGCAAAGUGUUUUAAAGCUUAGAUAUAAAGGCAAAAAUCCAAACGCUACAGGUUUGUUAGGUUGCCUUGUUUCAAAAGCACAACCACGGAGGCCCUCUGGUGACGUGAGGGGAAAUAAUAACGCGCGGCCACGAGAUGGUGCUACGUGACCGCGGUCCAAGGUAAAGGGCGCAUGGGCGAAACUGAACGCUUGCAGAGGAAUCUUGCCGCCAACAUCUCAGGUACAGUAGUUGUCACGUCUUCAGUCUGGUCAAUUCGCUGCACAUGUCAACUCUAACAUGUUUUUUAAACACCAACAUGCUUUUGAUGGUGAAUGAAAACGGUACCUGAUAUCUAGUUGCCUUAGGGAAACUGCUGGAAAGUGUAUGUUAACACAAAAAAUGCAAUAAUUAUUCACAAUAGAGUAUGAAGUUAUGCUUUAAGACACAAUUAUAAGUAGGAAAAAGUGCAUUGUUUUAUGUGUAUACUAUUUAACAGAGUGUGUUUAACAAAGAUAUUUCAAAGAUGGAGUAGAACUAACUGAAAGUAACAUACACAUUCAUGACCAAACACCCAUCUUAAAAACUGAAGAAUUACAGAAGUGACUGCCAGUAAAAACACAGAAGACUGACAGCAACAUAACAGGACACAACAGACACGACACAGACAGCAGUGAACACACAGUCACAGAAGCCUACUGUUUGUAACAGUAAAAUGGCAAUAAGACACAGAAAUGAUAGCAAUUGCACUUCACAGCUCCAUUUCAAGCUCUGUAAAAUAUAUAAUGUUGCUCUAACUGCAUGUAGUGUAAAGAAAGUGCACUAUGCAAUUCAAUGCCAACAUGUG